CGCACAUUCGCUUUCAGACAACCGGUACGAGAACGCGCUUGUUUCACUUUCGAUUUUAUUCGAUAAAUUGUUUUAAAUUAAAUUUGUUAACUAAUUGUUUUAAUAAUGAAGGUGUUAAUAUUUGUUUUUAUCGCAAUCGCGUCCUGUGUUUACGGGGAUGUCCCUGAUUAUUUCCCGCAUUGCAAGAAGAGUGACCCGCAAAUAGAGAAAUGCGUUUUAGACGCUGUGGAGGCUAUGAGGCCGAGGUUAAAGGGAGGUAUCCCAGAAGUGAAUAUACCCGCUCUAGACCCCUUCACAGUCCCCACGUUGAAAUUAGACAGGACCGCAUCGAACCUUCGACUGAAAGCUAAUCUCAGAAACAUGAAGGCUUUGGGUGGUUCUAAUUUCAAGAUUGAAAAAUUCAAAUUGAAUUUGAACAACAAAUACUUAGCGGAGGUGAGGCUGUCGAUUCCUAAACUGAUCGUGGCGGGUGAAUACGAUGUGCGCGGCUCGCGCAUUCUGACUGUGGAUAUCAACGGCAAGGGCAAGCUUAGGGGCAACUUCACUGGAAUAUACGUAGUAGCGAAGGGACUUGCGAAGCCAAUCGUAAAAGACAACAUCGAGUAUCUCCAAGCGGAUAAAAUUAUCACAAAAGUAAAGAUCGGUCACGGUCACAUAGCGCUGGUAGAUUCUGAUAGUCCCGCUGCGGCAACAUCAGCAGCGACUUUCUUCAACGCCAGUCCGGGUAUUGUGCUCGACAUAUUGAACCCGCUGAUAGAGGAGACCUCGGCCGCUGUGCUGAAGGCAUUCCUGAACAAAAUACUUGGCGGUAUACCAUUGAAGGAUAUUUUACAUGACGAAAACGCGUCGUAAUUUGGCAAACUCAAUAACUCUUAGAUUUUCACGUACUGAUGUAAGGAGUUGGUGGCUCUGAACGUGUUGGGUUUAAACUUAAGUGUAGAUUUGUGUAUCGCUCAAGUAUCACUCGGAUUAAGAUAUCAUUGGUUAAAACCUUUUUAUUUAAGACUAUGAUAGUUAAAAUCUGUUGGAAAAGAGCCAAAAAUAUAUGAAAAUAAUAUAGGACAAAAUGUAUAUUUUAAACACUUUUAUUUUUGCUACACUAACAGCAAGUUGGCAUUGAGUCCUCACGCCUGUGGACUUUUUUAGUAUUUUGUUCCUUAUUUUUAUAGUUCAGGAUUUCUACAAUUUUACAGUACUUAUAAGUUUUCAAUAUAUUAUAUAAGGUUUAAGUUCAGUGAUGUUUGUGAAUAAGGUAAUAUAAAUAGUACGUAUUUUUUUACAAUUAUCCUAAAUGCUGUAUUAAUUACAAAUUGUUUUAAGUAUAAAGUAUUUCUUUUGUGAUUUAUUAUUAAAUUAAGUACAUUAA
This is a messenger RNA of Papilio polytes (common Mormon), 1366 nucleotides long. RefSeq lists its product as uncharacterized. The record is from RefSeq and is a predicted model, not a curated record. Lineage: Eukaryota; Metazoa; Arthropoda; Insecta; Lepidoptera; Papilionidae. The transcript has 5 exons. Bases 106 to 852 code for a protein of 248 amino acids.